Pectinophora gossypiella (pink bollworm) is the source of this 8681-nucleotide messenger RNA. RefSeq names its product phagocyte signaling-impaired protein (gene psidin). The transcript is spliced from 11 exons. Lineage: Eukaryota; Metazoa; Arthropoda; Insecta; Lepidoptera; Gelechiidae. The record is from RefSeq and is a predicted model, not a curated record. Gene Ontology annotation, biological process: N-terminal peptidyl-methionine acetylation. Gene Ontology annotation, molecular function: protein-N-terminal amino-acid acetyltransferase activity; protein binding. Gene Ontology annotation, cellular component: NatB complex; cytoplasm. The coding region runs from base 78 to 2843 and encodes 921 amino acids.
ACAAACGUGCUGCUGAAAAGCCAAAGAAGUCCCGAAAGCGGAUUUAUUUUCGGAAAAAAGACUUAGAUAAAUGAAAAAUGCCGGCGCGGCCUCAGCAUAUGCACGACGGCGGUAUUGUGGAGCGUCGAUUGCGGCCGAUAUACGACUGGUUGGACAAUGGAAACAAUAAGAAGGCUCUGCAGGAGGCAGAAAAGGUGCUUAAAAAGAGUCCUUCGUUGCAAGCGGCGCGAGCGUUGAAGGCACUGGCUCUUUUUAGGUUAGGAAAAGCACCGGAGGCACACGCCGUGCUGGACGCGCUGGCGGACGAGAAACCGAGCGACGACACGACGCUGCAAGCCAUGACCAUAUCCUACAGGGAGUCCCAACAACUGCACAAGGUGUGUGCCUUAUACGAGGCGGCGGUGAAGGCCGAGCCGUUGUCUGAAGAGCUCCACUCUCACUUGUUCAUGUCGUACGUCUGCAUCGGGGACUACCGCGCGCAGCAGCGGGCCGCUAUGGCGCUCUAUAAGUUUGCGCCCAAAAAUCCUUAUUACUUCUGGGCUGUUAUGAGCAUUGUUAUGCAGGCGAAAACUAUGGAUGAUCCCACUAAAAAAGGCAUCCUUCUUUCUCUAGCCCAGAGAAUGGUGGACAACUUUAUAACUGAAAACAAAAUGGAGGCUGAACAAGAAGCACGGUUAUACAUCAUGAUCCUUGAACUACAAGACAAAUGGGAAGACAUCUUGAAGUUCAUAGAGAGCCCCUUAUACUCCAAUUUAGUCCCUGGUUCAACUGCCCCAGCGUGUAUACCGUAUUUGAUGAAGCUAAAACAAUGGAGACGGCUUAAUCUGAUCUGUAAAGAGUUGCUAUGGGAGAACCAAGAUAGAUGGGACUAUUACUUGCCAUACUUUGAUUCGGUCUUUCAGUUGAUGAAGGAUGGGACUACAGAAGAUGAUACCACUGGGACCGUAGAUGAUACAGCGGAGAAAUGCCACGAAUUCAUCUGCUCGAUCAUAGAAAGUAUGUCAUCUGGCAGAGCAUUGCGGGGUCCUUAUCUUGCUAGAUUGGAGUUGUACAAACGGUUGUCUGUAGACGGUGAUCCGUCAUCCUUGCUUGGUAGUGGAGUAGCGUUAUGCUUACAGUAUUUAAGAGUGUUUGCUCAUAAGCCAUGUGCAGUACCAGACCUGAGGCCAUACUUGCCAAUGAUACCGCAGAACGAGAGGGAGGAACACUGCAGAGAUUUCUUAACAUGUCUCGGAUUUGAUGAGAAUAGUGAACCUGAUAAUAUAGACGACAUCCAGCGGCACAUAUCCUGCCUAUCGGCGUGGCGCCUCACAGCGGCACCGCUCCCCGCGGACCAGUGCCUCGAGCUCGCUCACACGCUACGUCGUCACUACGUGCGUUGUUUGCAACGCGGGCUGAUCACUGCCACUGUUACUGAGUUCUGUGCUGCCGAUGGCUACGGAAUACUGGCUGCGCAUCAUUAUUUCUUUGCUGCGGUGGAGCAACAAAGUGCAGCACCGGUUGUUGAGGCGCUGUGUCUACUGGAAUUAGUUCUGCACCACUCGCCGGCCAACUUCCACGCCAAACUGCUGCUUAUCAGCCUCUACCACUCUAUAGGUAACGCGCUGGCGGCGGACUCGGUGUACCAGCGGCUGGAGGCCAAGCACGUGCAGCUGGUGUCGCUGGGCUGGCUGCACGCCGCGCGGCUGCAGCCCGCCGCCGCGCACACGCGGGCGCUGCAGCUGCUGGCCGACACCCGGGCCUUCCACCACCACCACGCCAAAGACAGCAUGGAACACCUAACCUACGCGUACAAGUACGGAACGUUCGAGAAGCUAGUAGAACUAGUGUCGUGGGGCGCUCGCCUGCGCGCAUGCGCGUGGUGCGCGCUGUGUGCGCGCGAGCGGGCGCUGUGCGCUUUGCUGGGCGGCCCGCCCGCGCCGCUGCACGCGCCGGCGCCGCUGCUGGCGCAACACACGGACAACCGCGACCUGAACGUCAUUUUAAACUGGGACCCACCUCAACUUCAAGAUCCAGACUUAAAAUCCAGAACAUUCGACCAAGACCUAGCAUACCUUAGACUGAAGGACGGCUUAGUAUCCGCCAUAGCUCUGUGCAUAGAGUGUGCAGAUAGUCGGCCCAUAGACGAAAGAAGACAGCAGUAUUCUGAGUUAAAGAUCUGUGUGGACGCGUUCAGUGUUGCCAUGGAAAAGUGCAAGGAAAGGUAUAAUUGUAAGGAGAGGAUUAGUAUAUCAGCGCCGUUGCCUAGUAGGAUUAUUGCAUUUGUAAAUUCACCGGUUCCCUACCGGGAGUUGUACUCUACCUGCCUGUCCAUGGUGGGGGAAUUCUCUAUGGGUAACGCUGCGCCCGCGCACACCCUGUGCGACCGCGCCGCGAAGCUGGUGGAGCAAGCGGUCGAGAUACUCAAGAAGGAGGUCGCCGUCGGUGGAGAUAACCUGUGGAGGGCCAGGGAGCGGCUGGAGAUCUUGUCUAAUUAUCUUGAGUUCAUCGGCAUAGUAUCCUUCCUCCUCGGUGUCUGCAACGAACUCAUCACGCCAACCAACACGAAGAAACCGAAGAAAAAAACCAACCACUCGCCAGACGAACUCAAAACCAACGAACUCCUCAACAAACUCAACGAAACAGUGCAAAACUCGAUCACAACCCUAGAAGAAAUAUUCGAGAAUUUACCCAAACACGAAUACAAAACGACCUUAGUAGAUGAAUUUAAAAACUUAAACCUUGAAGAUAAGUAUCAGAGUCCAGUGGAACAGAAACUAAAGACCACGCACGCGGCGAUGGUGAACGACGUGAAGAAUAUUUUGAUGAAGAAGACGAAAUAUUUGAAGAGUCUAAUUCAGUGACCGGCCGUGCCCUAUUGGGUGCGACGUUUCAUACAUAUCUUGUAAAUAUUUCUUUAGAUCCAGUGCUGGUUUGUAACGGAUAUAUUAGUCAAUCUUAACACAUACAGUCAUGAGCAAUAUAAUGUAUCCACUUUAGGACUCUGUCGCACUAACAUAUUUGACAUUUAAGUGAGACUUACAGUUCAAUUUGUCAAAAAAGUUAAUGUGACAUGGUACCAAAGUGUAGACAUAUUAAUGCUCGUGACCGUACAUACGUUAACUCACACCCAUACAUGCAGUCAUGUAAAUACAUACACAUGUGUGUAUGAAUGAUGGAUGGACGCCAGGCGACGUCAUAAUCGCUUUUGGUAUUCAUGCCUCAAGACAAAACAAGUGAUAUAUUAGAUACCAAUUUUAAAUAGAAGCAUUAUUCUCUUCUAUCGUGUGGGUUGUGAGGUGGAGUACUAACCACAGAAAAAAGCAAAAAUGCAUUCUGUUAGUACUCGAUACUUUAAUAUUUAUCAAUUAUACAAUAAUAGCUUAAUUCAGUAAGAAAAUUACAGAAUUUGGGGUCAGAAUUAUUUUUAACUAGCUUUAAUUUCGAGGUAACACGGUUCCCCUCUCCUUAUGUACCAAUUUUUGAUUCUUACCUUGAAAACUGCGGAAACUCCCAUGUAAAAUUUCAUCCCUUCUUAGAAGCGGCGAUUUUUUGUUAGUCACAUAUAGUCUGCAUUGAAAAUUACGGAAUGCUCCAUACAAACUUUUGCUCCCAUUUUAGGGAAGCAGGGAGUUAGAAAGAGAGAAUAAGCAGCCUAUGUCACUCUCCUUCCCUUAAAAUAUCUCCACUUAAAAUCACGUCAAUUCGUCGCUCCGUUUUGCCGUAAAACACGGACAACCAGACAGAUACAUACACAUUUAUAAUAUUAAUAUAUAUUAGCCUUGCAAAUAUAAUUAUGACAAUAAUAUUCCUUCUCUUUUUUGCUUUAUAAAUCGGCACUGGGUACAUAAUGUAUAGUGUUAAUAUCUCCCACUUAGUAUAUAAACAACGCCUUAUGCUGUUUCGCUAUUUGAAACCGGGGCUAAAUUCAUAAUGGUGAAAUGUUUUCAAAUUGAAUUGUGGUACAAAAAGUAAAAUUAGUUUAUAAGAAGCAGAUUGGGCCUUAUUAAUAAUAGUUAUAUACAAUUUAUUUCGGGCUACAAGGGCCCUUACAAUUAAUACUUUAACCUAAGUAUGCAUGUAAAAAAUAAUGAACAGCAAUUUAAAAAGAGAACCACUUAUUUUGACGAAUUUUGUGCCGCUUCGAUGGUACAGUCAUGAGCAAUAUAAUGUACCCACUUUAGGACUCUGCCGCACUAACAUAUUUGACAUUUAGUGAGACUUAUAGUUCAAUUUGUCAAAAAAGUUAAUGUGACAUGGUACCAAAGUGUAUACAUAUUAAUGCUCGUGGCCGUACUCAGUGGCGGUCUUCGGCGGAAACCGCGAUACACCACGCCAUUCGGUCAGAACAAACUAUUAAUGAUAAUAGACACGGUGAUCCUGUGUUUCACUGGCUUGCUUCUCAAACGGGGAGCGCCAGUUCGAACCCCGGCACCGGACCUGCACUAAUGAGUUAUGAAUUUAAGUGCUUCACUAACACAGUUGGCUCAACCUUUAUAGACGGCGAUACGGCUCACCACCUCGAGAAAGCCCGAGGCGUGGGUACUUAGUUCAUCUUGUGAUGGAUGUACCUCUGACUACCCCAAUAGGGGUAUGGUCGUGAGCCUAUGUGGUUCGGCCAGAAGUCCUUCAUGAAGGUGUCCAACACGUCAGCACGUACACCAUAAAAUAAUUGUAGCUGUACCUUCAAGAGCUGGUUUUGGUUGAUUGGUUAUUAUCAGCUGUUGCCACCGUAAGUACAUAAUAAGCAUUGUGAUUUUAAGCAAUAAUAAAGUAAGUAAAACCCGUUCAAUAGUUUCGUAACUAAAAAUAAAUAUCAUACGUAGGAGACUUGCCGUAUGGAUUUCUCUUAAGAUAUCUUCCAAAACUUGUUUGAUUGGAAUUUAAAUCAUUAUGAAAUUAGUCCCAAAUAACACAGAGAGAGUACGCUUCGAUCAACAGUGAAAUAUACGCUUUGAUCGUGACAAAUAGAAUAUAAAUAUUUAACAGAACAUGAAGUGCGGCAGAUUAUUUGUUUAACAAAACGACGUGUUGAAUUAAAAUUUAAAUUUGGAACAUUAAUAUUGAGAAUUAAAAACUUUAUAAUACCCAAUACUGUAAAAUUACAUUUAUUUUUAUUCCUAAUCGAGUUGAAUUAAAAUUUAAAUUUGGAACAUACUUAUUAAAGAUUAAAUAAUACCCACACUACUGUGAAAUUACGUUUAUUUUUUAUUCCUAAAACUCGGUACUUAAUAUUGUUCUAAUUAUCAUCAAUCAGUCUGUAUCAUAUCACACGUGAAGUGUUAUGUUGACUUAUAACUUUAUAAGCAACUGUGACGUCAAAUGCCGUGUUUAUUAUCUGACGACUUUGUGUUCUUACGACUUAUAUUAUACAAAUGUUGAGAGCGAAAGUAGCUAUUACUAGAGUCAUUAUAAUAAGUAUGCUUAGCUAUUUUUGUUAUAAAAAAAAAUCUUCAUUUCCAUACCCCUUUCAACGUAGCAUGAUUAGAGUGACAUAUCUCACGUAUUUUCCGUACUAAGCUGUUCAACGUUGGUGCGAAAGAGCCAUAUUUGUCGUCUCUUUCGCUCUAGACGUUAUAAUUAUGCUACGUUAAAAGUUGUAAAAUCAGUCUACAAGUAAAGACCCUUUUUCCUAGACUAAAAUUUCUUAGCUCAACGAAAUAGUGCCUAGUACGUUAAAUAAUUAGGUUUGCAAUCUUUUGGCAUAAUAUCUAUGGAUUCUAUAUCCCGUAUGCACAUUUACAGGUACCCAUAACUCAUAUUCUAUUGCGAAUAUUUUUUGAAUUUGAUAUGGUAUUGUUAAUGAUAAAAGGUAAAAUUAGAUAGAAUAAUAAAGGAAAAUCACAACAUAUAGCGCCAAUAAAGACUAUUUGGUUUCUUACUAAUGUUAAUACUAAUAAUGUUAAUGUACUUUUGCAUUUAUAUAUAAAUUUUAGUAAUAAUAUACUAAUUGUAAUCUUAACGAUUGAUUUGUUCUUAUUGACCUAUUUGAUACUAACUUGUGAUGUGAGUAUAUCGGGUACCUGUCCGUCGGGCUAGAUGAGUCACGGGUAGUUACGGGUGAAUAUCAAAAUGUGUCAAGUUUGGUAGCGACUGUCAUAUAAUUUUUUCGUGAAAAAUUGGAGAAAUUGGGAGAAUUGGGAAUUGAAAAAUUCCUUUUUCAUGUCGGAACCGAGGAUCCUUUUGGAUCUUUUUCAUGUCGGAACCCAAUUUUUCACGAAAAAAUAAUAUAAAAUUUCGCCACCAAACUUGAAAUUUUGAGAUUCACCCUUACCAUGGUUACUCCCCACCAAAUCCCUCGAGAUCGUGGUUACCAUAGUUACGCCCCGCCGAUUUGCUAUUAGACUACACGAUCUGAUCGGCAAACAAAGAGUUGGUGGGGGAGUAACCAUAGUAACCACCCGUGACCUUGAUGCAUCUAGCCUAACGGAUAGGUAGGUGUAAAUAACCGCUUAUCUUAGUUCAAAACGGACUUUUCAGUUCGUUCGUGUAAAUUAAAAUAAGCUGCAAAAUAGCAAACACGGGGACUAUAGAAAAUGGUCCUUUUUAUACCACAAAAAAAGAAGAAAACUGUUAUAUUUUGGAUCACAUAAUUUUUGUUCACAAUCUAUCGGUAUGAAGAGCCCUAUCUAAAGGGCUUAGUCUUAAGGCUGGCUGUCCACGGAGAAAUUAAACCAAUAGGAUUGCACAAACUAUUCACCCGUGGUAGCCCACUUGGUAAAACGCUUGCCUCUCACUUAUAGGUCGUGGGUUCGAAUCCAGCACAGGUCUAAACCAAUGAUUGUCGAAUUUGUUUUUGAAUUCAUGUUUGGAUCAUAAAUUAUUAUCACGUGCCAGCGAUGAAGGAAAACACAUUCCCGAGAAAUGCAUUUUCGGUGUAUGUAACCUAACCUGUAUUGGGCUGGUUUUCCCUUUGCGGGUUGGAAGGUCAGACAGGCAGUCGCUUCAGUAAAAACCGGACCUGUCAAAUCUUCGUGUUAGGUAUGUGGACCCUGUGAAAAACGGAAUAAUGCUAGGGUGAUGAGGAUUGCAUAAACUAGUUCUCAACUCCUUUUUUUGACGUGACUUAUUGUAGAUUUGCCGCAGAUGGCAGUAACUAUUUGGCCGGACACAUGGGGAGCGCUGAAGGCUCUCACCCGGUACAACGUUUAAGUUCGCUACUCCCUGUAUUGAUAAAUUUUUCUCCGUUUCAUCCGCCGGCAGGCAGCCUAAAGAGGGUUUUCGGAAAUGACGUCAGGUUUUGACAGCGCGUAUUGUUGAUAUGGAUGACCUCUUGUCAAAGUGGCGCCAACUAGUGGCGUGAAUUAGUAAAAUCGAUCAUUACCUCAUUCUUUAUAUCGACGUUUACUUAAGAAAUGUAUAAAGCAAUAAUUUUUGACAAAACCUUUGUCUUCUUUCAGCUAGUAAGUGCAUCUUUGUAAAAUGUUAAUAAUUAUUAAUGAUUAUGAAACUUUCUAUUAGAAUGUUGUUCCUAAAUCUAACGGUUACCUGUAUCAAUUCUUCGACAUAAUUAUAGAAUAUCCACAGACUGCUUAGUAUUAUGUAAAUAAUUAUAUUUAUUUAUUCGGAUAAUUCAAUCUAUAAUACAAUGAAGCUUAGACACUAUGUUAGUCUUAAACCUACUAAAUACAACUUACUUAUCUGUCUACUGCUAUUUGGCUGCACGAGUGGAAGGCAACACACGCCAAGACACGUACUGCCGAAUUAUCGGACCAUCCUUCAGGGAAAUAAUAGAUUUGAGUUGCCUUUGGGACAGCUUUACAUUACAUUUAUUCUGCCACACUUUGGGGAGGCGAGUUUAUACGUACAGCACAUACCUCCGUGGUCCAGUAGUUUGAGCGUUGGGCUCACGAUCCGGAGGUCCCGCGUUCAAAUCCCGGUGGGACAUGUCACAAAAAUCACUUUGUGAUCCCUAGUUCGGUUAGGACAUCAAAGGCUGUCGCCAUGCCGCGGAGGAAUGCGAAAGCGUUCCCGCAGCUUGGCAUAAUGGCGGUGAUUCGGACACCAGGGGAUUUUCGUUGAUGCGAGUCCGACAUAUCCUUGUCGCUGCCCCCGCGGCGGUAGGCUAUGGAAAAAAAGGACAUUACAGGUUGAUCACCCGAUGGUCCGAAAGUAAAAUAAUCCGUGCUUCGGAAGGCACGUUAAGCCGUUGGCCCCGGUUACUGCUUACUGAUUUAAGUUAUUAAGUAUGAGCCUUGUCAGAAGCCUUUGCCGGCUCAAUACUAAACCUGGCACCAUGGUUGAUGGGGUGGUAAUCCACCUCACAACCCACACGAUAGAAGAUCGAAGCACACAUAGUCAGUGUAACAACGUCAACAAAUCAUGUACUUCGGCAGAGGGUAACGCGUGCGUAACUCCGAUCUAUAAUUUAUCUGAGGGACUUUCCACUCUGCUUGCCACAACCGCCGGAAGACUGUAGGCGCUGUAACGGACCCGACGCAUCAAAGAGGCCGCUAGAAUGCGCUGCGCACUACGGUCGGGAAGCAAUGCGUAUAAUAGAACAUUAUAUUUUAUUUGUUGUGCAUACGGGCCUUGUACAGAGAGAAGUGUGGUGCUGAAACGUUUUCUAGAACCAUCUAGAAGUCUAGAAUGUUCCAAUGAUACUCUUCUGCCUGACGUGUUAGCGUUUAACGUAUUGUUUGUACCUAAGAGUGGUAAUUAUUACGAUUUUGUAUUUAAUUACAAUUAUUUAUACAGUCAAA